Molecule: messenger RNA, 1038 nt
Organism: Talaromyces amestolkiae
Lineage: Eukaryota; Fungi; Ascomycota; Eurotiomycetes; Eurotiales; Trichocomaceae
Exons: 3
Coding region: 1-1038 (345 amino acids)
Biological process (GO): rRNA processing
Cellular component (GO): nucleus
Source: RefSeq, a predicted model, not a curated record
AUGGGUUCAAGUCAAAAGAGGAAGAAGGAGAAGCAGAAAGAUUUCCAGAAACCAAAGCUCAAAGUUGGUAAGGCAAAGGCUAAGCCUGCAAACUUCACAGAUACGAGUUUUAAAUCGAAAGCAAUUGUGCUUAAUCAACAAUCACUCUCCACCAAUGCACCAACAACCUCUUCGCAAUUCUCGCACCAUCUAUCUCUCCUAUCAAGCAAAUCCGACACACAGCGCAAAGAGUCGCUCGCGCAUCUCACAACAUCGGUGUCAUCUCGCCCCGUGGAUUCGCCCUUGCCACAGCCUGUGAGCGUGAUGAUACCAAAACUAGUGCCCUUACUUCUGGACGUCAGUAAUAGCGUACGAGCACAGCUUCUGAAGUUUCUCAAAACCCUGCCGACAGCUGAUAUUGAGGCCCACGCUGCCCAGUUGCUGCCAUAUAUUCGAGCGGGAAUGACACAUUUAGCAGCAGAUAUCCGCUCAUCGGCAGUUGAAGUUCUCGGAUGGUUGGUGGAGACGGCGGGAGGAGAAGUCGUGUCUUGCCCUGGAGGUUGGAUCAAGACUUUGAAUUGUUUCCUGUCUCUCCUCGGAUGGCAUACAGAAGAGUCGGCGAAGUGGUCUUCUAAUCGAAGUUCAUUUGGUAAAGCUGGUAGCGAAGGCCGGCCUAUGGUCAAAGCCCUUCAUGCCCUUGCUGAAUUUCUUCGCGCUGGAAUUAGUAGCGUGGAAACGACUGCACAAGGUCAGUCUGUGGCAGGAGCAAUUGCAGACCGUGGUGCGGGAGUGGAUUUCUUCCCAAUUGACCCUUCUGUUCAGCAAAACAUGAUCCCAGAUCGAUCCGCGCCUUACGCUUAUCUAAAUCUCUUUGGCCAACCUCGUGACGCAGAGGGCGAAAUGUACGAAAGUCGCGAAGAUAGGCUACGAGUUUUUGGUGACAUGUUUCGCAAAGCUAUUGAGCGUGGUGCGGACAAUGCUCGUAAGGAAGGGGGCGAAGUUGGACGUGCUUCAGCGGCAGUAUUCAAGGUGCUUCGAGAGACGAGAUCGGAGAGCUGA